GUCAACAUGAUCCAGUCGUAGACCUCGACGACUACAAUCGAAGACACAAAUCGGAGGAAGAUCACGACAUUCUCGACUUACUCAUGGUGUAACUUUCAUUUAAACCUCACUCGAUCUACCAUCUCCAACCAGUGUCGACGCGAGGCGCGACCCAUCCGCCAACAUGUUAGCCUUCCUUGCACCCUACAUCUCGAACCCUCGGCAAUCCCUCUCACAAGCCCUCAACUUUGCCCUCGUACUUUCUACAGCCUUUAUGUUAUGGAAGUCAUUGUCAGUAAUAGCCGACUCACCGUCACCGAUCGUUGUCGUCCUCAGUGGGUCAAUGGAGCCUGCGUUUCAACGAGGGGAUCUACUCUUCCUGUGGAAUCGAGACAAGACGGCUGAAGUUGGGGAAAUCGUGGUCUACAAUGUCAAGGGCAAGAAUAUCCCAAUUGUCCAUCGUGUGGUGAGGAGUUUUGCUCCAGUGGCGGCGGUCGAGGCAGAUGAGAGUGGUUCAAUAUCGCUUCCCUCACCCAAACUCCUGACCAAGGGUGACAAUAACAUUGCCGAUGAUACGGAGCUCUACGCAAAAGGGCAGAGUUACCUGGACCGGAAUGCGGACAUUAUUGGAAGUGUGAGAGGCUACGUCCCAGGCGUGGGCUAUGUGACGAUCAUGCUCAGUGAACAUCCUCGAUUAAAGGCUGCGAUGCUGGGCUUGAUGGGCUUAAUGGUCAUGCUCCAACGAGAGUAGUCCGAUGUGGUGGUCAAAGAAUUAGGUCAUGGUUGAUGUCCUCCAGCAUCACAACACCACGAGCCUGGCGGUUUCGUACUGACCGUCAUGAAAAGGGCUAAACUGGGCCAUGAAUCAUGACAUCAGGCGAUCUCAGCCAUCUGAAAGACCCAUGACGUUAGGGUUGUAGAUGGUCAUUAUUAGAAAAGCUGAAUCGGCCCCCAUAGUGUUGGCGUUGUUGGCCUUGCUUCCAGCCCAAGGGCCGCAAGAAAUAGAGCAGAUAGCCGCCCGUACCACCCUUCUGCCCAGAGCUGAAGGGCUGGACAUGUUCCAGGCCACCUAGAAGGAUUGGCCCAGUCGAGAAGAGAAGCGUGUGUCGGGUCUCAAGUCCUGAUGAUUGUCACCAAUCAGGACCCAUGGAGCUGCAUCCAUCUCUGGUGUUCAGAAUUGUCUGAAGAAAGAAGAAUUCCUUGAGAUCCAUCUCUUUGGAAGAACAGCCUUUGGACAGCCAAUCUAUUCCAAUUCCGUUGUAAUGGGGAAUAUGAUCCCUGAGUACAUGAAACAAACUCCG
Molecule: messenger RNA, 1280 nt
Organism: Exophiala mesophila
Lineage: Eukaryota; Fungi; Ascomycota; Eurotiomycetes; Chaetothyriales; Herpotrichiellaceae
Product: signal peptidase complex catalytic subunit SEC11
Exons: 2
Coding region: 164-730 (188 amino acids)
Cellular component (GO): signal peptidase complex; membrane
Molecular function (GO): serine-type endopeptidase activity
Source: RefSeq, a predicted model, not a curated record